Messenger RNA from Ipomoea nil (Japanese morning glory), 1486 nucleotides. RefSeq names its product putative late blight resistance protein homolog R1B-17. Gene Ontology annotation, biological process: protein folding. Gene Ontology annotation, molecular function: alpha-tubulin binding. NCBI's taxonomy places the organism in Eukaryota, Viridiplantae, Streptophyta, Magnoliopsida, Solanales, Convolvulaceae. The transcript has 3 exons. Bases 38 to 1342 code for a protein of 434 amino acids. The record is from RefSeq and is a predicted model, not a curated record.
GCCACUGGGGUGUCUGCCAUUAGAAGAAAUAGGUUACAUGUAUUUUAGGGCUCUUAAAAGUAGAGGACUAGUCGUAACAGACGAUGAGCACGAUUUCAGACCAAAGAUGUGUGAGAUACAUAUUGACAUGCAUAGCUUCUGCGUACGAGAAGCUCAAAAAGAAGGUCUUUUAUGUGCAGCAAAUACUCAACAGUGUAUUGGAUGGUCAUUAGACAUACUUGCAAAUUCCUGUCGCUGGUUAAGUUUACGCUCACAUAGUUUGGACUAUCAUGUGUUGUUUAGUUCAAAUAUUCCUCGCUCUCUUUUCGUCUUUCAGGGAGGUUUUGAAAGGUUUAUACCUUUGAAACAUUUAAGAAUUUUAGAUUUGAGUAAAUCUAUAAUACUCAAAAGAGUGUCAUUAUUGCCCUUAAGGAAUUUAGUUUUUUUAAGAUAUCUUUCCAUACCACAGUGGUUUGAGAGUUUUGAUGAUGUAGUAUUAAGUAAUUCAAAUUUGCAAACACUUACUGUUUCUGGAAUUGAUGAAUCAACACUUGGAGCACGUACUCUUCAUUUAUUGCCAUCCAAAACUUGGGAGCUGCAACAUUUAAGGCAUCUCAAAUUUGGGGAUAUGUAUAUGAUAGAUCCCCCGAACAUGGUUAUAGAGCAUUUGCAAACAUUAGUUUGUGCAAUGCCAAUUCAUUUGAGGAAAAAAGAAGUGUACUAUUGCAGGUUUCCAAGCAUAAGAAAACUGGAAGUUGUGUAUAAAGACGUCUUAGUGCCUGGUUGCAGCGGGGGGCGAUGUUGCAGAAAUCCUAUCAUCAUUCUGGAGAAUUUUGAAGAUUUAUUGAGGUUGGAAACUCUAACGGUUAUGGUUCCAGUUGGUAGUAUAACCCUUUUAGAGCGGGUUGGUUUUCCUGCAAAAUUGAAGAAGUUGAGGUUGAGUGGGACUAAUUUUCCAGUGAAGGUUUUAACGUUAAUUGGGCAGUUACCUAAGCUUAAGGUGCUGAUACUAGAGAAUGCUUUCUAUGGCAGAGUAUGGGAAGUGGUUGAAGGAGGAUUCCCUGAAUUAAAAGAGUUGGAGGUUGAAGCCAGAAAUCUUGAGCAAUGGGUAGCCAAUACUAGUAAUCAUUUCCCAAAGCUCAAGAAGAUAUUCUUAAAACAUUGUUAUUCUCUAGAAGAGAUCCCUCCUACAAUUGCAAAAAAGACCUCUUUGUGGUUAAUUACGUUAGAACAAUGUCCUCCUUCUGUUGUCACUUCUCUACGAGAGAUGGCCGUACGUUACAAUAUUGUUGACCGCAAGAAUUUGUGGUAUUCAGACACGGAAGAAUUAGAAAAAUCAGAAGAAGAAGACCAGGAAGAAUAAGAAGAGUAUGAUGAAUGGCAGUAGGAAGGGGAAGAAGAAGAUCGAAGAGUAUGAUCCAACAGAUAAGGAAGAGUCACAAGAAGGAUAUGAUGUAAUAGAUCUAAGAGACUAUCAAUGGUUCAUUUUUGUUUACACUUUUCCUCU